UCGGCCAAGUUGUUGAAGUGUCCCACAUUGAAGUUGUGUCCGUCAAUGGUAAGGACACCCAGAAGAUCUCUGUGGAACUGCGUGAUACUGAGGAUGAACGUCUCCCCCUGGUGUUAUGGGGGAAGUUUGCAGAGGACAUCAGUGAUGCAGUUCAGUUGCGUUCUGAGAACACAGUUAUUUGUGUUCUGAGGUUUGGCAAAAUUAAAAUUUGGAAAGAUGAGCGUAGUGUCUCCAAUGCAUACAACGUCUCAGAUGUGACAGUAAACCCAGAGAACAUCGCUGAGGUCCAAGCUUUCAUACGUUUGCUACCAAAAGAUGAUUUGAAAUUGUCUAUUGUUGACUCUAAGCCGCUUGCGUUGGCGAAUGCUGUGUCUGAAAAGGAUGACUUUUUUGUGCACACACCUAGAAAGACUAUUGCUGAGGUCCUUGAAUCGAGACAGGUGGAGAAGUGUAUUGUAAUGGCCACAAUUGCGGGUAUCGACUCUGACAUGGGUUGGUACUACCUGAGUUGCAAGGUCUGUGCCAAGAAGGUAAUUACAGUGCCUAGCGACAACUAUGAUGAUGGAGAUGAGCACGAUGUUCUUGCAUGCAAUUACUAUUGUCCCAAAUGCAAGACUAACAGCCCCAAACUAUUGCCAAGGUACAAGUUGCAUUUGGUUGUUCUUGACAAUACCAAGGACUGCAAGUUUCUCCUCUUUGAUAAUCUGGCACUACAACUGCUGCGCCAACCAUGUAUUGAGCUCACUGGUCCUAUUACUGAUGAGAUUCAGGAUCCUGAUGUGUUGCCUCCCAUUCUCAACGAUUUAAAGGGAAAAACUUUUCUUUUCAAGAUUCAGAUUGAAAAGGAGAAUUUUGUUUACAAGCAUGACACAUUUAAGGUCCUCAAGAUUAUCACAAAUCUUGGAAUGAUAAAUGAGUUUGAAGCGGCCCAAUCUCCUACGGGAAGUGAAAACAUGCUAUCUGGGACAUUUUCAACUCAGUCUGAUGCACCUGAGGGGUCUUUGAUGAUCCAGGGUGGUUCAUCUGGGUCAACUGAUCUGACACCAGCAAAGCGCACCAGGACACCAAUCAUCAAUUUGGAGGAGGCUUUUGAUCAGAACUCGGUUACAAAAAUGGCGUGUACCAUAAAGGUCAAGAAAGAGAAGUUCGAAAAAAGUGGCUAGAGUGAGGAUGGGGUUAUUUGUGUGCUGGAGCAGAGGCUUUUGUUUCAUUUAUUUUGAGAUUUUCGUUUUGCAUUUUCAAUUUUUGGAUUUUAGUUCGAUUUGAAGUUCUUUGAAGCUUCAUAUCAUAUGUUGUUCAAGUUUAUUCAGAAAACUAAUAUGAUGCCUCUGCUCUUUAUGAGUUUCUA
This is a messenger RNA of Brassica napus (rape), 1348 nucleotides long. RefSeq lists its product as uncharacterized. Bases 459 to 1163 code for a protein of 234 amino acids. Gene Ontology annotation, molecular function: DNA binding. Gene Ontology annotation, biological process: DNA repair; DNA replication; DNA recombination. NCBI's taxonomy places the organism in Eukaryota, Viridiplantae, Streptophyta, Magnoliopsida, Brassicales, Brassicaceae. Gene Ontology annotation, cellular component: nucleus. The transcript has 9 exons. The record is from RefSeq and is a predicted model, not a curated record.